UGUCAAAUGUCAUUAUUGUCAGUGUCAAAUUUAGUUCUGACGUGACAUCUGUGUACAUAGUUCUUAAUGAUUAAAAAAGUAUUGAAAAAACUAAUUAUGAAAUUUUAAUGAAGUAAGAAUGUCUUCUAAUACAAGAGAUUUUCGACCUGUAUUAAAGAAGCAUGGGCAAAUAGCCGUUGAAGACAUUCCCGGUUUAACAUUCUGCAAACCUCGUCUGAUACCGCUGAAAAGUUACACUCUUGAGAAACUAGAGAAAAUGCAACAAGAAGCUCAAAAGACGCCAACAGAAAUAGAGAAAGAAUAAAAUUUAUAACACGCAUAACAAUUCAUUCCAAUAUGAGUUACACUGCUUUAGUAUCGACGAUAUUGUUAUCGUUUAUUUUAUCGGCCACAGUGCUCUAUCGAUAUGGAAAUUGGUUUAGGCACCGAAUAUUUGUAACAUUAGUUGUUUUGCUAGCUUGGUAUUGCAGUUUUCUGAUCAUAUUCGCACUACCCUUAGAUGUAAUUUCUACUGUAUACCGACAAUGCAAACACGACAAUGAAACGAACAUAGAAGUCCUUAAUUCCGCUGAUACAACCAGUAAUAUUACAAUUACUUGCGAAAUCCCUUGGACGAAUUUACCGAAAGAAGUCUUUCAAAAUUUAUGGAGAAUAGUUUAUUGGAGUACACAGUUUUUAACAUGGUUAGUUAUGCCUAUGAUGCAAUCUUACAUCAAAUCCGGAGAUUUCUCUGUCAAAGGAAAGCUCAAAUCAGCUCUAAUCGAUAAUGCAAUUUACUACGGUUCUUACUUCUUGAUAUGUUGCAUUUUGAUUGUGUAUCUGUCCCUCAAGCCUAGUGUAGGCCUCGAUUGGUCGAAAUUGAAAGCCAUAGCUUCUUCAGCUAGUAACACUUGGGGUUUGUUCCUGCUCGUUCUAUUAUUGGGAUACGCUCUCGUAGAAGUACCCAGACGACUUUGGAACAAAUCCAACCACAGUUUAACCCUAACGGAAUCUUAUUUUAAAGCUGCGAAGUUGAGUUAUGAUAAAUGUGAAGCGGAAGAGACUGUAGAUGAUAUACUAGAGUCUUUACAAGCGAUAUCGUUGAGGAUACAACCCGGGCAUCCGCUCUAUGGAUAUUUAGAAACGAUCUUGCAGAAAGUUCCUACAGAAUUGCAGGAACGAAUGAAAAGAAGACAGUUACCGGAUGAUACGCCUACCGACCCGCCCAGUGAAAAGGCCCUCAUUCGACUUCACAAACAAACUAUCAAAUCGUUGCAAGUGCUUCAACGCACCGAAACCCAAUGGCAUUUAAUAGUAGAAAAGGUGUUCGAGUUGGAGGACACGUUGAAGAAUCAAGUGUCCCGCGAGAAGGUGUACAAAAGGACGUUCGAGAAGCGUCGGGGUUGGUUCAGGAGAUUCGUUUACACGUCGAAGAUGGAAUGGUAUUGGAAGUGCCUGUUGUAUUGCUACUUUCAGAAAUUGCUGGCGAUCAUGGCGGGCGUGUUUUCCGUUUGCGUCGUUUGGUCAGAAGUCACGUUUUUCAGCGUUCAUCCGCCUCUUUCGAUAUUCGCGGUGAUCGUAAAAGUGGCAAAGAAAAACUACGAUUACUUUACAAUAGAGGUGUUGUCUACUAUUAUAAUUCUGUAUCUAAGCUACUGUGCCUACUCUACUAUACUUAAAAUAAGAGUGCUUAAUUUGUACUACUUGGCUCCUCAUCAUCAAACCAACGAGUACAGUUUGAUAUUUUCCGGUAUGAUGUUGAGUAGGCUCACGCCUCCGCUUUGCUUGAAUUUCCUCGGUUUAAUCCACAUGGACAGUCACGUGAUUAAAAAUCAAGUUAUGGAAACUUCCUAUACACAGAUUAUGGGCCAUAUGGAUGUCAUCGGUAUUAUAUCCCAUGGUUUCAACAUAUAUUUCCCAAUGGCUAUUCUCUUAUUUUGCUUCGCUACUUACUUCAGUUUAGGAUCGAGAAUGCUAUCUUCUUUCGGAUACCAUCAGUUUAUAGACGAUGAAAUGACUACUGAUUUAGUAGAAGAGGGACGAGAAUUAAUAAAAAGAGAAAAACGUAGAAAACAACGACUAGAAGAAUCAUCUUCAAGAAGGCGAGACUACCACGAUAGAUUCCCAACUACUGGACGAUUCAGGCAACCAAGAAGCACCGAAGAUCGACAGCUAGAUAAUUUAGAUAACAGCCGUUCGUCGUUGAGAGACGCCCACGGAUUAGAUUCGUACAGUGGCACUAAAUAUACAUCGGAAAUCGAUACCAGGUUCCCGCCGAGCGAGGACGAUAUAGACGUGAGAUUCGGUGCUAGUACUGGAAUUAGCGAACGUUUCGGAAACCCCAGCGAAUUGGAGGCCCGUUUUUCUGAUAACUACCAAUUGGACGGGUUUAAUAGGAGCAGAGUGGGCGCCUCGCCCAGGGGAUUCUUCGAUGACGUUUAAUUUUUUCUCGGUUAAAGUGCUAUCGAUUAUUUGGUUUGUUAUAUAUUCAUAAUUUAUUUUGUUAACGUUUCAAAUGUUUAGUUGAGUAACAUUCAAAAGACUGGAAUUUUAUUUUAAUUAAUUAGACAUUCCCGGUAACAGUACAUUCAUCUAGUGUAUAGUUGUAGUAAAUAAAAUUGUGGAAUAUCAAUAAUAACUAUUUUGUUACUAGUAGGAAAAUAUUUAGGAUACUUUAACGCUUAAGUCUAUUCCAAUUAUUUUGUUUAAAAUCUAUUUUUUAAGAUAAGUAGCUAAAUAAGUGGCUAAAUGAUUGGGUAAAUUUUGUGUUAUGAUGAAUGUGCUUUGGAAACCUUAUAAUUACUUUGAAAUUAUACGCUUUAGACGUUUCACUUCAUUUAUGUGCUUAUAAUGGCGAGGCAAUUAUUUUUGUGAUCGCUUUUCUUUGUAUUCUAGUCAAUAUUAAAUGAUAUAAGUCGUGUAAUAAAUAAACAUUGUUAAUUUUUAGAGAUUUUCAAUGAAUUCACUUAAUAAAAAAUUGAAAAACA
Molecule: messenger RNA, 2966 nt
Organism: Phyllotreta striolata
Lineage: Eukaryota; Metazoa; Arthropoda; Insecta; Coleoptera; Chrysomelidae
Source: the annotation of a GenBank genome assembly